Molecule: messenger RNA, 545 nt
Organism: Oppiella nova
Lineage: Eukaryota; Metazoa; Arthropoda; Arachnida; Sarcoptiformes; Oppiidae
Source: the annotation of a GenBank genome assembly
CUCGGGUGUCUGUGUUGUUGCUGUUCAUUGGGCUGUUCCCUGUUGUGGCCGACCCUCGCGCUCUCCAAGAGAACCAAAAACUCGUUGGAAAAGCUGUUGUCUCACGAGAAUUACAAACUUUACCACAAAUUGGGUCUUAAUUGGCGUUUAGCUAAACAAAGAUGUCAUACAAACCACUCAUUCAUGGAGUACGUGCUGGUCAUCGAGUUCUUACCGAAACUGCAAUUAUAUCAACCGGACUGACAGUCAGACCUCAGAGGAAAGUAGUGGUGAAUCUCAUGGCAGCACAACUCCUGACAACACAGACAUCGAUGACGACCGAAAUAUAAUUAAUAUAUAUUUAGUAGAAAGUUAUUGAAUUAUAUUUAUUUUGUGACAACAUUUGUCAAAUCAUUCGCUAAACACAUUUCAAUCAUCACUGAAACCAAAUAAUGAAUUCAUUUUUCAUCUUUUUAUCUCUUUAUCUAAACCAAUGAAUAAAACAUUUUUCUGUAUAUAUUAUAUUCAUAUUUAAUUCUAUAAUAAAUUCUUAAAUUUCACCAACC